Molecule: messenger RNA, 1681 nt
Organism: Bubalus bubalis (water buffalo)
Lineage: Eukaryota; Metazoa; Chordata; Mammalia; Artiodactyla; Bovidae
Product: NADH-cytochrome b5 reductase 1
Exons: 9
Coding region: 141-1058 (305 amino acids)
Cellular component (GO): mitochondrion
Molecular function (GO): oxidoreductase activity; FAD binding
Source: RefSeq, a predicted model, not a curated record
CCCGCCCAUCGGCCCCGCCCCAGACCCUCUCCAAUCCAGGCCCCGCCCCCUCGGGCCCCCGCCCACACCGCCCCCUCCCUCCCCGCGGCGCAUUGUGGGAUCCGGCGGCCGGCUGCGCGGCGGGCUCAGCGGUUCUCGUCAUGGGGCUGCAGCCGAGCCCGGUCCUGCUGGCCUCCCUGGGCGUGGGGCUGCUGACGCUGCUCGGCGUGGCUCUGGGCGCCUACCUGGUGCGGAGGUCCCGCCGGCCGCCGGUCACGCUCCUGGACCCCAAUGAGAAGUACCAGCUGCGACUGCUAGACAAGACGACCGUGAACCACAACACCAAGAGGUUCCGCUUUGCCCUGCCGACGGCUCACCACGUUCUGGGGCUGCCUGUGGGCAAACAUGUCUACCUCUCUGCCCGGAUCGAUGGCAGCCUGGUCAUCAGGCCAUACACUCCCGUCACCAGCGAUGAGGACCAGGGCUACGUGGAUCUUGUCAUCAAGGUCUAUCUGAAGGGUGUGCACCCCAAAUUUCCUGAGGGAGGGAAGAUGUCUCAGUACCUGGAUAGCCUGAAGAUUGGGGACGUGGUGGAGUUUCGGGGGCCAAGCGGGCUGCUUACUUAUGCCGGAAAAGGGAAGUUUAACAUCCAGCCCAACAAAAAGGCUCCACCAGAAGCGCGCGUGGCCAGGAACCUGGGAAUGAUUGCCGGAGGCACAGGAAUCACUCCAAUGCUGCAGCUGAUCCGGGCCAUCCUGAAAGACCCAGAAGAUCCCACCCAGUGCUUUCUGCUGUUUGCCAACCAGACUGAAAAGGACAUCAUCUUACGAGAGGACUUGGAGGAGCUGCAGGCCCGACACCCCAGCCGCUUUAAGCUCUGGUUCACCCUGGAUCACCCCCCAGAAGGUUGGGCCUACAGCAAGGGCUUCGUCUCUGCGGACGUGAUCCGGGAGCACCUGCCCGCUCCCGGGGAAGACGUGCUGCUGCUGCUCUGCGGGCCGCCCCCGAUGGUACAGCUGGCCUGCCACCCCAGCCUGGACAAACUGGGCUACUCGCCAAAGAUGCGCUUCACCUACUGAGCCUCCCCGCACUCCCCUGGCCCUGUGGCUGCCCUCGGCCCCCAGUCAGCACCCAAAGGCCAUAAGCCCUAGGCGCCCUUCCCGACAGUAUCAGCCUAUUUGCCUUACUCAGAGCUCAGGUCUGGAUGGUCCCUGCAGGAACAACAUCCUCAUAGCCAUGGAAGAGGGCCAAGGUGGAGUCUUCCCCUGGAAGGCCCCCAGUCUCCCUGUGAUGACAUGCAGGUCAGGCUCCUGGAGCAGAUUCUCCCAUGAGUCAGAGAAAAGGAAGCUUGCACACUUGUUCCAAGACUGGCUAGUUCCUUGAUUGCAUCACAGUCUUCUUUGUGUCUGUGGUGAAAGAACCCUGUUUAAUGGGUUUCAUUUAAUAUUUGGUGCUUAACCCAUAGCAGACUGUGUAUGGGGUGGGGGUACAGACUUACAAACCUUAUCUUUAGAGACAAGGGAGUGGAGGAAAUGGUCUCCUCAGCCUCAGAGAAAGGAAUCUGAACUGCGUUUGGUGUCCGUCUUGCUCUGGACCUGCCGAGGCUGGAGGGAGGGGGCUGCCCCUGGUCUGAGACUGCUACUGCUGCAGAAACCUCUGGGUUAUGCCAAUAAACGGGGCUCAAGCCCUGGGUUUCAUCUAA